This is a messenger RNA of Puccinia graminis f. sp. tritici CRL 75-36-700-3, 462 nucleotides long. RefSeq lists its product as uncharacterized. The transcript is spliced from 2 exons. Bases 1 to 462 code for a protein of 153 amino acids. The record is from RefSeq and is a predicted model, not a curated record. Lineage: Eukaryota; Fungi; Basidiomycota; Pucciniomycetes; Pucciniales; Pucciniaceae.
AUGACCCCGGCCUUCUCACUACCCAUGGUGGGCGAAUCGGCUGGAAAAUCUGCAGCCCAAGAUGUCCCCGCCAUUACUGCAGCAAACACUCAUACUGAAGAACCGGUUGUCGGCACCAGCGCAAAGAAAUUCACAUCGAGUGAUUCUCCUGAUCCUCAAAACUCGUUACGUUCUCAACCCACCAAUGCUGAUGAAAUCAAGGAAAAUACCCUAGCACAGGCUUGUCAUCCUAACAAAAUUACUGACCAAGCCUCCAAAGCCAAGCUUGAAGAGCAGGCACGCUUCUUCGAGGUUUACAUGGCAGGAACAAUUCCUGCUGUCUGUAGUCUUUUGUUCAUGCUUGGGAAUCCAGAACCAUCCGACAGAUUGGGCACCUUUAUGUGGUGUUUUUUUACCUUUCUAUACGUCUAUGUUUUCUCUGCUGGCUCAAUCAUUUUUUCUACGAGUAAACCCUUGAGAUAG